AAGAGAUAGAGAUGGAGGAUAGGGGUACCUCCCCUCCCCCUGAUGCACGCCGCCAGAGCACCGCGAUGUCUAAGAAGUUAGCGGAACAUCCAGUGGUGGGGGAGUACCUCAAGGCUUAUGAGGGCAUUGUCAUCUUUAAGGAGAACUUGUCCAGGGUCAUGCAGGACAGAGAGUUCCUCCAGGCUAGUGAGCUGUUGCAGGAAUUGGACUCUGUCAAGUUUGACAUGGAGGGCAAAGUACAGCCCCAACUGGAGAACAUGACCAAAAACGUCUACUAUACUCUGGAGGAGAUAAUGAGUGUACUCAGCAGUAUGUUGUACAUCGAGCGUGAACCCUUAGUGUCCUCACUUAACGGAAUGAUGGUGUCUCGUGACCAGACUCGUAACUCCAUCCAGCAGCUGGAGAGAUCAGCGGACUCGGGGCGGGGUCAGACCGUCACCAGGGGGAGCAACCACUCACUGUCCACCAGGUUCCCCCAAAGUGCCUCGUCAGAGAAGGAGGCCUUCAAGGAGCUACAACAAAACUAUGAGAGAUUGCAACUGCAAUUGAAUGAGGAGUCAAAGAAACAUGAAGAACAAAUGAGACACAACACUGUGGUUAUGAUGGAGAUGCAGGACACCAUUAACGAGUUACAGCGAGAGUUAAAUGCCCUUGGUAGAGCGUCUGGCCAGGAGAGGCCGCCAUCUGACGGAGUCCAGCAGGCUCCACCAGAGUCAGCCAUUAUGUUCACCAGACUGGAUUCUGAGAGGAAUGCCAAAAUCAUGAAGCGGGCGGUCAAUGACGAGAAACUGGAUGUCAAUAAGUACAAGGAUGCUGUAACAACCAUGGAUGAGUAUGUGAGUCUUCCAGCCAAAAGACUGGGUCACCUUGUCAGGAAGUACGUCCAUCACAGCAGGAUGAAGGAGAUCGAAGAACAUGUUAAACAGAGUAAAAGUUUGGAUGAAAAUGUUUUCGAAAUUUUGGACAAAAUGGAAGGUCUGCAGAAUAAGAGAGCUAAGCGUUGGGCAGACAAGAUGGAUGGUAUGGGAUCAGAGCGUCUACGUCUUGCCAAUCUCUUGAUGGAGACAUUAGAUUCUAUAGAGCAGGAAUCUGGGAUAUUCCUCAUCAAACCCAUGUACUCAUACAGGGGGAGUCCACUUGACGUUGAUUAUACUGAAUUGUUGGCAUACACAGUAGGAACACUGAAUUUGGAACGGGAGAUUAAGGAGAGGUACGCCAGUAAACUGAGUCGUCCAACACGCCCACACAGAGUUAUCUCCCCCUCACGAGAGUUCAGCUCUUUCGCCCCCGCCCCCACCCCCGCCUCCAACAUCAGGGGUCUGACUCGACAGAUACAACAAACAAGUGACCCCCCACAGCAGGCGUUUUUCAGGAGGGAGAUUCCCCGCCCCCUUGAGGGGGACGAGACGGGACUGAUGGGGUCCCCUGCACUGGCUAAUUUUAAUACUGCAGUACAACGACAGACAUGGAAUAUGAACACUUCUUUGGCUAGGGGAGACCCUUCUGAUCUGAAUGCCAUGAAUACACCUCGAAUCCUAGAGCUUGAUAUAAACAGAAUGCUGAUUGGCCAAAAUACUAUCAGUUCUAAGUAUGGAUCCCCAGGCCUGACUGAUGACAGGUUGAUAAACGCCUCACAGAACAACUUAAGAUCCUACGUCACUGUCAACCGACCAAUGGUCAACUCCACACGACCAAGGUCAUUUACUGGUACAAAGGAAGUUCCAACGACCACCCCUGUAUCUCGCUCAAUCACCUCCAACAGUGCGGGAAACAAGCGAGUACGACUCAACGAGUCUGAGAUGUCAAACCGACACUCCAUACCCAGCACCCCUCCUUUACCUCCUAUCUCCACCCAAGACACAAUAGAACAGGGACCCUUUAAAGAACCCCCAAGGAGCCCCCCAGGGUCAUCAUUACGAGGGUCUCCUACCCCCAACACCCACAUUAGGGAGGUCAUAUCACCACUGAAAUAGACAAAUAUAGAAAAAAAAACAGACUGAAAUAGACAAAAAAUUGACAAGCAGUUCACAUGUACUAAGCAACAUCUUAAAGCUUGAAUGAAUGGAUCCGAUACUUCUUUUCUCUGUGGAAUUUUGCUGAAAUAUACUUCAGCAAUUACAAUAGAUGCUGGCUUUCUGACAUGAUGGACUAUUUUAGUUGAUGAAGGAUAAUACUUUUUGAGGGUGAAUAGUUUCAUGUGAUUGAUUGAUUUUUUUUACAUGCAUGACCUUCUAGUUAAACUUUUGAAGUGAGUAAUGUGAAAUAGGCAUGGCUAGACUAUGAAUUUUGAAGUUUGUAUUUUGGUUGACACAUUUAGCAACAUUGUUUAUUAGCCUAGUAAUUGAUUAACAUUGACCUUAAAGGUCAAAUAUGAAAAAUCCAGGCUACUUUGUUUUAUUUUGGAAUGGAGUCUUGUUUGCUUGUUUGUUAAAUAUGUUAUUAAUAAAAAACAAAAUAUGCAUAAGAGAACUUAUUCUUGAAAGUUUACAAUAGUGCUAACUAUGUAAAUGUUUUUGG
This is a messenger RNA of Saccostrea cuccullata (small rock oyster), 2517 nucleotides long. RefSeq lists its product as uncharacterized. NCBI's taxonomy places the organism in Eukaryota, Metazoa, Mollusca, Bivalvia, Ostreida, Ostreidae. The record is from RefSeq and is a predicted model, not a curated record. The transcript is spliced from 17 exons. The coding region runs from base 12 to 1973 and encodes 653 amino acids.